Molecule: messenger RNA, 390 nt
Organism: Opisthorchis viverrini
Lineage: Eukaryota; Metazoa; Platyhelminthes; Trematoda; Opisthorchiida; Opisthorchiidae
Exons: 2
Coding region: 1-390 (129 amino acids)
Biological process (GO): mRNA splicing, via spliceosome; protein modification process
Cellular component (GO): cytoplasm; nucleus
Molecular function (GO): protein tag activity; protein binding
Source: RefSeq, a predicted model, not a curated record
AUGGUUAGAACAUGUAACUUGAAUGCCAGAAGACCGUCUGCCUCACAGAGCUUUUUUCCCAGCCCUGUGCUGAGUGGAGGCGGCCGAGAGGUGUAUGACAUGGCAACGAAGUACGAAAACACUAACCAGCAAACUUUUUCGGGUUGGAAGCUUCCGCCUCCCUGGAUGAUGAUUGAGAUCACUUGCAACGACCGACUUGGGAAGAAAGUUCGUGUGAAAUGUAACCCAACGGAUAAAGUUGGCGACCUGAAAAAACUGAUUGCCGCCCAGACUGGUACUCCUCCGGACCGGAUUAUUUUGAAGAAAUGGUACACCAUUUUCAAAGAUCAUAUAACGCUUCGUGACUAUGAAAUUAACGAUGGAAUGAAUUUGGAACUGUAUUAUCAAUAA